Messenger RNA from Plectropomus leopardus (leopard coralgrouper), 1627 nucleotides. RefSeq names its product tetratricopeptide repeat domain 36 (gene ttc36). NCBI's taxonomy places the organism in Eukaryota, Metazoa, Chordata, Actinopteri, Perciformes, Serranidae. Gene Ontology annotation, molecular function: protein binding. The record is from RefSeq and is a predicted model, not a curated record.
AUGGCUGAAGUUAAGGAAAGACAAAUUCUCCACCCAGCUGUAAUUUAGGAGUCAUGAUUUCCUUCUCUGCUUUUUCUACAGACAACGGUAAGAUGGCCACAGCACAUGACAGAGCUGUACUCCAGGCUAUAUUCAACCCCACCACCCCCUUUGGAGACAUCCCCGGCCUGAACCAAGAGGAGGAAUUAAUUGAUGAUGACAGUGGCUUUGACACAGAGUUGCUGAAGCAAGUGAAAGAAUUGGAGAUGCGGGGUGUCUCGGCAGCAGAGGCUGGGGAUUUGCAAGCUGCACUUCAGCUGUUCAGCCAGGCAAUCCAGAUCUUGCCUCAGCGAGCCUCAGCCUAUAACAACCGGGCACAGGCCCUGCGGCUGCAGGGGAACACAGCAGGAGCCCUGGGGGACCUGGACCGAGCCAUCUCUCUGAGCGGCAGCACAGGGCGUACUGCCUGCCAGGCGCUGGUGCAAAGAGGCCUUUUACGUAGAUUAGCAUGCCAGAGUGAUGAAGCCAGAGCAGAUUUUGAGAAAGCAGCUGCACUUGGAAGUGAAUUUGCUCGACAACAGGCUGUGUUGCUCAAUCCGUAUGCAGCCCUGUGCAAUAAAAUGCUUUCUGAGGUGAUCAACAAACUACGAAAUCCUGAAGUGUCUGAGAAUCUGUAGUUAGUGUAGACUGUUGGUCUUUACUUCUCUGUUACUGUAUGAAGUCUGUGGUUAAUAAAUGAUUAAUUUUAGCUUUUAAUGUCUUUUUUAUUCCACAGAGUAUGUUGCUGUAUACUAAAUGUGAAGUCAUGUUUAGUAUACAGUAUAUAAUAUCAGUGACACACAUGGAUCAUUUUUCUCAUUUUCCUUGCGGACAGCCUAAAUUAGAAUGUCAGUGUCCUCAGUGAACCUACUGUGUAUAAUGAAAUAUGAUAUGUAGGAUAUAUGAUACUGUGCUGGGCAUUCAAACACCAAACCAGUUUUAUUAUGUGUGAAGUGUCAACAAUCCACACAGACGAGGCACUUCAGCUUCUCUCCAGCAGAUGUCAGUCUUGUCAUGUUGAAAACAGUCAACAGCAGCAACAUCUGCUGCCCCCCUUUCUUUGAAAUAAUGCUUCUCACCAUGGGAAUGAAAUAAGAUGUUUCGGGUGAGGUCAGGUCAUUUGGGACAUUUUUUUUUUUAGAUUACCAAGAAAACAACCUAAAAUUCUUAAGAGCACCUUCAGUGCUUCCAGAUCUUGUUAUGUGUCUUUGCUAUAAAGAAAAUAUGUUGCCAAAUAAAAUAAAUUAGACACUUUGAACUUUAAACACACCAUGAACCUCUAGCCUAACUCACUGUGAUGACUUGUUCAGCUAAAGUCAGUGGUGUAAUACUUUGUUACUGUUCUUAAUUUUUGGAAGUCCAUGCGUAACUUGACUUUUUAUAUAUCUGUCAACUUUCAAUUUUUCUUUACUACAUUUCCCAUAAGCAUGUUAGUUACUCAUUUUAAAAUAAUAGAAGAAUUAGGAAGGGACGGACAGAAGAAUGAAGAAGGGAUUGGAUUUUGUUCUUUAAAUCAUUUUAGCUAUGACGAAGACAUAAGAAGUGUAAUAUACACCCCACUUUUUAGGUGGUGUAUAUUAUGAAGAAAUAAACUUUAUAAUUCUGAAAA